GGAGUCCAGUUUGUCAGAAAGCCACACGAAGAAGAAAGGUCAACGUUGAUCUUGUCCAUGUGUUGGUCAGCGGUAGUUAGCUAGCUACUUGUAAAAGGGUUUCAUCUUGCAUUUUUUCUGAUUGUACAAAUGUCGUAACUGGAUAAACUCCCGACUUUGUGCUAUAAGCAAGUCGUGUAUUGAACGAUUGUUCGUGGAUCACUCGUGAGUCUCCUGCAAAUGAUUUGUUUAAUCUUAUAGCAAAAGUGUUAUUGUUCGUCAUGGUAGCUAGCUAGCUAACCAUAGGAAAUGUCUUGUGAUAAAGCUAGUUUAGUUAACUAGCUAUCGUUAGUGAUUCAGCUAGCUAUCUCCUAAUUUUGAUCUUCAGAACUUUAACAUUAUCAUAAAAGCUUGUUAAACUUCUUAACAUGCAAUGAAGAGAUGAGCAAUGCAGAACAUUCGAGCCUUGAUAGCAAGUCCACGAGUGUUGAGUAUCAAAAGCAACGAUUGGCUUUACAAGUGUGCAGGGAUAAGGUGGAUAAUGAGUGAAGAGUCAGGGAAUGGGCAGAACAAGCCACUGAAACGAGUGGAGGAGGGAGAUGGAGAGUCGGGUGAGCACAUCAGAAAGAAGCUCAAGUCUGAUGUAGAACAGACUGGCGACGAGAGGAAACACCCCAAAAGAAAAGUGGUCCUGCUUUUGGCGUAUUCAGGCAAAGGUUACUACGGUAUGCAGAGAAAUGCUGGAUCUUCCCAGUUCAAAACCAUUGAGGAUGAGCUGGUUACAGCACUGAUUAAGUCUGGGUGCAUCCCAGACAACCAUGGAGAUGAUAUGAAAAAAAUGUCAUUCCAAAGAUGUGCAAGAACGGACAAGGGUGUUUCUGCAGCAGGUCAAGUGGUCUCUCUAAAACUAUGGAUGAUUGAAGACAUAAAGGAAAAGCUCAACUCCAAUCUUCCACCACAGAUCCGAGUGCUGGGUCUGAAACGAGUGACUGGGGGCUUCAAUUCUAAAAACAGCUGUGAUGCCCGUACAUACUCCUACAUGCUCCCCACUGUGGCCUUCGCCCCAAAAGACUAUAGCACUGAGAAUUCUAUUGCCUUCCGCCUGGAGCCAAAGACACUGCAGAGAGUAAAUUGUCUGUUUGGCAGAUACAAGGGCACUCAUAACUUUCACAACUUCACCUCCCAGAAGGCCGCGCGGGACCCCAGCGCCCGCCGUUACAUCACAGAGAUGACCUGUGGCGAGCCCUUUGUGCGUGGCGGCGCUGAGUUUGCUGAGAUUACUGUGCGUGGCCAGAGCUUCAUGAUGCAUCAAAUCCGGAAAAUGAUUGGCCUGGUGAUAGCUGUUGUGAAGGGUUAUUCUGGGGAUGAGGUGUUAAAGCGAAGCUGGGGCGAGGAGAAGGUGGAUGUGCCCAAGGCCCCUGGGCUGGGCCUGGUGCUCGAGAAGGUGCACUUUGACAUGUAUAACAAGCGCUUCGGCGGGGACGGCCUCCAUGAGUGCCUGGAGUGGACUGAAGAGGAGCAGGCUAUCUUGGCCUUCAAGGAGGAACACAUCUACCCCAGCAUUGUGGAGACGGAGUGCCAGGAAGGGUCCAUGGCCAGCUGGAUGGCCACACUGCCCAUACACGACUUUAAGGCCACUGCAAAAGGGGCUCAGGAUAAGGACAGGGGGCAGGAUGAUGAUGAUGAUGGUAAUGGUUCAGAUUCUGCACUUUGAAGAUUCCAGCGAGUAGAAAGACACCCGUUGCUGUAUCUCUCAAGAAUGAGCUUUUGUUUUGCUAUGGAAAUGCAUUGUCAAUAAUGCCACUGAUUUUUACAUAAUAUGUUUUGAAUAAACAUUUUGUUCUUUAAUUUAAA
Molecule: messenger RNA, 1833 nt
Organism: Oncorhynchus keta (chum salmon)
Lineage: Eukaryota; Metazoa; Chordata; Actinopteri; Salmoniformes; Salmonidae
Product: pseudouridylate synthase 1 homolog
Exons: 6
Coding region: 428-1693 (421 amino acids)
Biological process (GO): mRNA pseudouridine synthesis; tRNA pseudouridine synthesis
Cellular component (GO): nucleus
Molecular function (GO): RNA binding; pseudouridine synthase activity
Source: RefSeq, a predicted model, not a curated record